GACGGAGAAAAAGGGAGAGGAGUUUGAAAGGGAGGAGGAGGUUUGCAGGAGAGGCCAAGGAAAAGACAAGAGAGCCGUGACGGCUUGAGCGUGUGUACCGGAGAGGACUUUCUUUUUGCUGGACAGCAUCGUGUCUGUACUCCUUUAUGUCGACCGGGAUUGAAAACAACAUUUCCCUCCGCGCUGGACUAAAGCUGAGCUCCGAUGCUAGUCCCGGACGAUGAAAGAAGUGCUGACCAUGAAAUUCGCCUGGAAAGCUAAGAUGAGCUCAGUGCAGGACUGGGGCGAGGAGGUGGAGGAGGGGGCCAUCUACAAUGUGACGCUCAAGAGGGUGCAGAUCCAACAGGCGGCAAACAAGGGAGCACGAUGGCUGGGGGCGGAGGGUGACCGCUUGCCCCCUGGCCACACGGUCAGUCAGCUGGAGACAUGUAAGAUCCGCAGCAUCCGCGCCGGCACUCUGGAGCGGCUUGUGGAGACGCUGCUGACCGCGUUCGGGGACAACGACCUGACCUACACCAGCAUCUUCCUGUCCACCUACCGCGCCUUCGCCAGCACACAGGCCGUGCUGCAGCUGCUGCUCGACAGGUACGGCAGUGUGGAGGAUCGUGAGGGCGAGAGUAGUCCCAGCAGCCCCUGUGAAACGCGUGGAGCCGUCAGGAAUGCGCUGGCCUCCAUCCUGAGAGCCUGGCUGGACCAAUGUCCCGAGGACUUCCAGGAGCCGCCGGACUACCCGUGCCUGCAGCGCGUGCUGGCCUUCCUGCAGAGGGCGCUGCCGAGCUCGGAGCCCCUGCGUCGCGCCCAGAGCCUGCUGGAGCAGCUGAGGAGUCAGGCCAGCCUGGAGACUGACACGGACGGAGGUUUCCAUGGAAACAGCUCUUUCUGCCUCGGGGAGGACUUGGACGUGGAGAUUGAGUUGCAAGAGGACUUCCUGUCCUUCGAGACGGACCUGGUGGCCGAGCAGCUGACCUAUAUGGACGCACUGCUGUUUAAGAAGGUGGUGCCGCACCAUUGCCUGGGCUCCAUCUGGUCGCAGCGGGACAAGAAGCAGAACAAGCAUAGUGCGCCGACCAUCCGCGCCACCAUCGCCCAGUUCAACGCCGUGACCGCCUGCGUGGUCAGCACGGUGCUUCGCCGGCGCCAAGUACGGCCGCACGCCCGCGCCCGAUGCAUCCAGCACUGGAUCGACAUCGCACAGGAGUGUCGCAUUCGUAAGAACUUCUCGUCUCUUCGAGCCAUCGUCUCGGCCCUGCAGUCCAACCCCAUCUACAGACUCAAGAGGACCUGGGCCUGUGUGCACAAGGACAGAAUGCAGAUAUUUGAGGAGCUGUCAGAAAUCUUCUCCGAUCACAACAACUACCUGACCAGCCGGGAGCUCCUGAUGAAGGAGGGCACGUCCAAGUUUGCCAGCCUGGACAGCUGUGCGAAGGAGCAUCAGAAACGCUCUCAGAAGCGCUUGCAACUGCAGAAGGAAAUGGGUGACAUGCAGGGGACAAUACCGUACCUUGGGACAUUCCUCACAGACCUGACCAUGCUGGACACAGCUUUGCCGGACUUUGUUGAGGGCGGCCUGAUCAACUUCGAGAAGAGGCGCAGGGAGUUUGAAGUGAUUGCUCAGAUAAAGUUGCUUCAGUCUGCCUGCAACAGUUACUGUCUGAAUUCCAACCGGACGUUUCUGCACUGGUUCAGUAGUCAGCCUCAGCUCACUGAGGAAGAGAGCUACGGUCUGUCCUGUGAGAUUGAAGGGCUUGGAGACAGCAGUCCAACAUCACCCAAACCUCGCAAGAGUAUGGUGAAGAGGCUAAGUCUGCUAUUCCUGGGAACAGACACCACCACAUCGAAUUCCCCAGUCAGGGAAACGCCUCGCUCGCCCCCUACUGGCAGCUCAGGGGAGAGCAUGGACUCAGUGAGCGUGUCGUCCAGUGACUCGAGCCCCUCAGACAGUGAGGGAAUGACUCCCACACACUCCUCAGAUACCCAGCUAAAGAAGCUUUCAGAAUCCUCCUCCUGUACCUCACUGCAUUCCAUGGACACGACUUCCUCCUCGGCCAGCAACCCCCUGAGCCUGGCGUCCCCCACGCAGCCCUCGGCGCCCCACUGCACUCACCGGCGCUCGGCCUCCCUCACCCUGUCCCCCACCUCCCCCCUGCCCCCCGCCUACAACACCCAGGCCCAGGACGCCUGCAUCAUCCGCGUCAGCCUGGAGCAAGGCAACGGAAACCUCUACAAGAGCAUCAUGCUGACCAGUCAGGAUAAGACCCCAGCGGUCAUCUCUAGAGCGAUGGCCAAGCACAACCUGGAGGAGGAACAGGCUGAUGACUAUGAACUGGUGCAGGUCAUCUCGGAAGAGAGAGAGCUGGUGAUCCCUGACAACGCCAACGUGUUUUACGCCAUGAACACCUCAGUCAACUUCGACUUCCUGCUCCGGCUGCGCGGCUCAGCGGGGCGGGCGGUUCAACUCCGCAGUCGCUGCAGCUCCACGCUCCCCCGCGCACAACAGCGCAGCAGCCUCUCGCUCCGCCUCAGCAAGGUCACCUUGUGACAUCCC
Alosa alosa (allis shad) is the source of this 2545-nucleotide messenger RNA. It is a transcript of the gene rgl1, whose product is annotated as ral guanine nucleotide dissociation stimulator-like 1. Lineage: Eukaryota; Metazoa; Chordata; Actinopteri; Clupeiformes; Clupeidae. Gene Ontology annotation, biological process: Ras protein signal transduction; positive regulation of GTPase activity. Gene Ontology annotation, molecular function: guanyl-nucleotide exchange factor activity. The record is from RefSeq and is a predicted model, not a curated record. Gene Ontology annotation, cellular component: plasma membrane.